UAAUUAUUCAAUAAUUGAUAGACGAUUGAAAAAAAAAAAAAAGUGUUAUUGUUUACUCACAUCAUUCAGCCGAGUUUUGUUGGACGACUGAAGAUCACAAAUGAAGACAUUUUUCCCAUUUGCCUCGAUCUCCGCAUGCAUUUUCGAUACAGUCUAUAAAUAAAUUGAUUGUAAGUAAUUGUACAUAAACGUUUUUACAAUGAAAAAUAGCGUAUAAUCAGUGCAAUGUAUGAAGGAUCAAAAGUGCAAGCGAUAGUAGUUGAAUAUUUUUGUCCACCGAGGGUCACGUCACGUGACCGAUUGCUGUUUAGUGAUUAAUGAUAAUAAUAAAAAGAAAAAAAAAACAAGCGAGUAAGAGAAAUUUCGUAAAAAUCGAAUAAUCGGGUAUUUUUGUAUAAUAAUGUUUUUUCGGUUGUGAUUAUUCCAUUAUCACGGUACAUGAGUCCAGAUCGGGGAGUGAAUAGUAUAAAUAACGAGUGGAAUUGGCCAGAAGGUAUGAGUCGUAGUAUUCAAGUGUAACAAUGAAGUUGCUGGUGUUGCUGUACUUGGUGCCAUUGGCCCUUGCGACCCUUGACAAGGACAAGACUCCGGAUGGCCCCAGAAUGACGACACCCUUGGGAGGCGUCCGAGGUUUCUACAAGUACUCUCAGAAUGGCAGAAAGUUUAUGGCUUUCGAGGGAAUUCCGUACGCACAGCCGCCAGUUGGAGAGCUACGCUUCAGGCCUCCACAAAAGCUGAGCCCGUGGACCGGUGAUAUGGUGGCCCUGAAGACAGGUGCCCCCUGCCUCCAGUACCAGCACACCCCCCUCAACCAGAAGGAAAGAAUAGUCGGCUCUGAAGACUGUCUCUACCUGAACAUUUACAAACCUCUGACCGAGAAAAGCAAAGCCCUCCCCGUCAUAAUUUGGAUCCACGGUGGUGCAUUCCAGUGGCAUAUGGAGGCCCGCGACGGACAAUUCACUAAACCCGACUACAUAAUGGAUCGUGAUGUUAUUCUGGUCACCUUCAGCUACCGUGUUGGACCCCUGGGUUUCUUGUCAACAGGUGAUGACCUGAUCUCCGGUAACAUGGGUCUCAAGGAUCAGAAUAUGGCAAUUCACUGGGUCAAGGACAACAUCAAGGGAUUCGGUGGUGAUCCUGAGGAGAUGACUCUCUUUGGUUUGAGCGCUGGUGGUGUCUCGGUUCACUAUCAAUACCUGACACCCCUGACCAAGCCUGGUCUAUUCAAACGUGGACUCUCCUUCAGUGGUAACGCACUUAACCCAUGGGCCAUCACCGAGAAUGCACCGGAGAAGGCUAAGAAACUCGCCAGCAUCGUCGGCUGCCCAACGGCAGACGCCACCGAGAUGGUCAAGUGUCUCAAGAGCCGUCCCGCCCGCCAGAUUGCGCGUACCGACAUGGAUUUUAUGGUAUUCGAGUUCAACCCAAUGACGCCCUUCGGACCAGUCGUUGAGAAGACAACAGCGGAAUCCCCCUUCAUCACCAAGAUUCCCCACGAGAUAAUCAUGAAGGGUGAAGCCCUAGACGUACCCUGGAUCACUGGAGUAGUCCCCGAGGAGGGUCUCUACCCAGGUGCCGACUUUUGCGCCAACCCUGUCCUUCUCAAGGAGUUGGACGCCAGAUGGGACGAGCUAGCCCCCCACAUCCUUGACUUUAACUACACAAUUCCCCUCAACAAGCAGAUGGACGUCGCCAGGAGGCUCAGGAAACACUACAUCGGCGAUGGACCGAUUGACAAGAGGACAGCUAUGAGCCUCGUCCACAUGAUCGGUGAUCGUCUCUAUGUCAUGGGUGGUGUCAAGGCUAUCAAGCUGAUGGCCAAGUACAACAAGAGCCCCAUGAGGUACUACUACUUCACUUACCACGGCGCUGACAGUUUGUCUUACGCUAUGACGAUGACUAACGAGGAUUGGGGUGUUGCCCACGGCGAUGAUCCUUACUACGUCGUUGGAUCACCCUUCAUGGACCCCACGACCACUGAGGAGGAUCGUGCCAUGCAGAGGGAACUCCUGGACAUGUGGACGACUUAUGCCAUCAAGGGAAAACCUGAGGUACCACUGGACUGGACUACAAUAGACCCCUCCAAGGAGGAACUCGUCUACCUCCACAUCAAAGGACCAGGAAAGUACGAGAUGGACUCUGACAAGAACUUUGGACAAAUCAAGCUGUGGGAAAGCAUUGAUUUCGACGAGGGCAAAGUUGGGGGGAGAAAGGUCGAGUUGUAAAUCCAUAGUUGACGAUUGUUGUUUCUCAUUGAUAUUAUUGAUAUUGUUGUAGUUUUAAUGUCAGUUUAUGGUGAAAUAUAUUUUGUGUAAAAAGUA
Molecule: messenger RNA, 2321 nt
Organism: Diachasma alloeum
Lineage: Eukaryota; Metazoa; Arthropoda; Insecta; Hymenoptera; Braconidae
Product: venom carboxylesterase-6
Exons: 6
Coding region: 522-2225 (567 amino acids)
Source: RefSeq, a predicted model, not a curated record